This is a messenger RNA of Oncorhynchus kisutch (coho salmon), 9847 nucleotides long. Its product is annotated as SH3 and multiple ankyrin repeat domains protein 2. The record is from RefSeq and is a predicted model, not a curated record. The transcript is spliced from 22 exons. NCBI's taxonomy places the organism in Eukaryota, Metazoa, Chordata, Actinopteri, Salmoniformes, Salmonidae. Gene Ontology annotation, cellular component: postsynaptic membrane; dendritic spine; postsynaptic density. Gene Ontology annotation, molecular function: ionotropic glutamate receptor binding; synaptic receptor adaptor activity. Bases 133 to 5649 code for a protein of 1838 amino acids.
GAUCACUCCACUUGGUACUGUCAAGGUCGUCUGGAGGGAUUCUCUAACUGACACUAUCCAUGGCAGUUGAUUUCAUGCGCUCUGUCAGUUUCUUGACUGUCUGAAAAACACCACGUAGAAAAGUAGAGUAUCAUGCCUCGGAGUCCUACAUCCAGUGAAGAGGAGAUGGCCCAGAGUUUCUCUGACGGCUCUGGAGGUUUUGAGACAGACAGCUCCAAGGAGGAGCCUGGCCUUGGAGGACCGGGAGGGGAAAGGACUAGCAGGAGGACAGACAGGAGGGCAGAGAGGGACAGGGCUGCCCGUAGGGAGUCACUGGAAUUCUGUGUGGUCAUCCCUGACCUGCAGCAGUCUAAGUGUAUGAGGUUUAAGCCCGAGGCCACGGUGUGGGUUGCUAAGCAGCAGAUCCUGUGUACACUGACCCAGACUUUGAGGGACGUGCUGAACUAUGGCCUCUUCCAGCCCGCUGUGGAGGGCCGAGAGUCCGGCUUCCUGGAUGAGGAGUGUGCCCUUAAAGACUACCCUACUCCCACCAACACGAAGGGGGUCCCCACUCUGGAGUUCCGUUACAAGAGCCGGGUCUAUCAACAGCCCAAUGUGAAUGAGAAGCAGAUCGCCAAAAUCCACACGCAGGCCAACUACAGGAAAUUAAUGGAUCACAUUCAGCAUCACCAGCUGGAUAAACUAGCAAAAAUGCUGGAGAAAGGCCUCGAUCCCAACUACCACGACCCAGACACUGGUGAAACUCCACUGACCUUCGCUGCCCACCUGGACAAUGUGGCUCAGGUCGUCGUUGUACUGAAACACGGUGGAGCACAUCUUGACUUCAGAUCACAAGAUGGGAUGACCGCUCUCCACAAAGCAGUCAGGGCAAAGAAUCAGGUCACACUGAAGGCUCUACUGGAACUAGGCGCCUCCCCAGACUACAAGGACAGUCAAAGUCUGACGCCACUGUACCACACAGUCCUGGUGGGAGGAGACUCAGGAUGCUGUGAGCUCCUCCUGAGGGCCCGCGCCACAGUCUCCUGCCACGACGAGAAUGGCUGGCACGAGAUACACCAGGCGUGUAGAUAUGGACAUGUCCACCACCUGGAGCAGCUGUUGUUCUAUGGAGCAGAUAUGGGUGUCAUGAACGCCUCUGGAAACACGGCUCUACACAUCUGUGCUCUAUACAAAGAGGAACACUGUGCCAGAGUACUGCUUGUUCGUGGUGCCAACAAGGAAGUGAAGAACUACAGAAGCCAGACACCAUUCCAGGUGGCCAUCAUCGCAGGAAACUUUGAAUUGGCAGAAUUAAUCAAGAACCAUAAAGAGACUGAUAUCGUGCCUUUCAAGGAGGCGCCGGCCCAACCCACCCGGCGCCAGCAGGCCCCACGGAGUACACUAGCUGCUCCACGGUCUAUGCUCCUACGCUCCAACAGCGACAACAACCUGAACGUGAACAACCGGUCACCCCUGCCCUCGCCGUGCCACUCUCCCCUUCAUAGCCUCUCCCCCCGUCGGCCCCAACAGCAGCAGAUGCCCAGCCCCAAUGGAACAGUCAGGACCAUGGGGAAGGGGGCUCCCCGCCCUCCCCGUUCACGUUCGCCCUCCCUGGGGCGCCUGGGGGAGGAGACACCCAGACAGAUCCCCCAGCGCCAGCCCAGCCCACACAAGGGUCGGGAAGAGUUCACUGGUGGCACAGACCGCCAGGGGCCCCAGUGUAAGCUGUACAGUGCUGUGGCAGGGAAGCACUUUGUGGUGACUAAGUCCUACCAGCCACAGGCCGAAGGGGAGAUCACCCUGUACCAGAACGACAGGGUCAAAGUGCUCUCCAUAGGUGAGGGUGGUUUCUGGGAGGGCAGUGCCAGGGGUAACGUGGGAUGGUUCCCAGCAGAGUGUGUGGAGGAGACCCCUAACCAAGAGGAAAGACCAUAUGCCCGAGCAGACAGGGCUGAGAGAAGGAAGCUUUUCAGGCACUACACCGUGGGGUCCUACGACAGCUUUGAUGCAUCAAGCAACUGUGUUAUUGACGAGAAGACGGUAGUCCUACAGAAGAAGGAUAAUGAGGGAUUCGGGUUUGUGCUGCGAGGGGCGAAAGCGGACACGCCCAUCGAGGAGUUCACCCCUACACCCGCCUUCCCCGCCCUGCAGUACCUGGAGUCUGUGGACGAGGGCGGGGUUGCAUGGCGGGCGGGGCUUCGCAAUGGAGACUUCCUUAUCGAGGUGAACCAGGAAAAUGUUGUGAAGGUGGGCCACAAACAGGUGGUCAAUACGAUCCGACACGGGGGCAACCGGCUCAUCAUCAAAGUGGUGACAGUUAGCAGGAAUCUGGACCCUGAUGACACGGCCAGGAAGAAAGUGGCCACACCUCCACGUAGGACUCCUCCCGCUGCCCUGUCCAUGGCCAUGCGCUCCAAAUCCAUGACCUCAGAGCUGGAGGAGCUAGAUAAAGUGGAAGAGAACAUGCCUCCUCAGAAGCCCACGUGGGACAACUCUAACACUGACAUAAGGGUCGCAAACACGGUCAAAACGCGGCCCAACAGCAGGUGCUUGGCCAUGAACCCAGAGAUGAAUUCCAUGUGUGAGAGCCAGGACGUGUCGAUGCAGACCCAGACCCAGCCCAAAGAGCCAGGCAGCCCCAGAGGUCGAGGCCCCUUCCUGGGGGUGCCAAACAGACAGGGGACCAUGAGACGACAAAAGUCCAUAGGAACAUCUGGAAUAACAGAAGAGGACGCCCCUCAGUUCCUGACCCCUCCCAUGUUGAAAUUCACCAGGAGCCUAUCAAUGCCGGACACAACAGAGGACAUCCCACCCCCUCCCGCUAUCUCCCCUCCAUCUCCCCCUUACAACAACGACCCCAACCCCCAGGGCAGAGGCUAUGGCACUAUCAGACACACUGUUCCCAAAGGCACCGCCCCUGAGCGAGGAGGGGACCCUAACACGGGCGGCAGUGACGGAUGGAGGGAACAGGGGGGUAUGUACCACCCAGAGCCCCAGUCGGAACAGUAUCAGUCUGAGGACCACCACCACCACCAGGGUAGCCAGAGUCCAGGCCAAGGCCUCACAGCCCAGCAGAGCUUCCUGAACCGCAGGGCCCAGAUCCCAGAGAACCCAUACUCAGACCUGGGGAAGAUGGGCAACCUGGGCCUGUUUGCCCCCAACAAACCUCAGAGGAGGAAGGGCAUGCUGAUGAAGCAGAACAAGAUUGAGGACAGCCCAGAGAAGACCUGCACCAUUAAAAUCCCAACCAUCAUCAUCAAGGAGCCGUCUACAUCCAGCAGUGGGAAGAGCAGCCAGGGCAGCAGCAUGGAGAUAGAGACUGGAUCCCAUGACCACCCGGGACAACUCCGUCCGGACGACGGACACAACCCCAGCAGUCCCUUUGCCACGGCCAUGGCGGGCGCAGUGCGGGAACGUGAGAUGAGGAUGGUGGAUUCUCACCAGAACUCCCCAUCCUACAGGUUCACCGAGCAGGGUGAAGAAGACUCGUCUCCCGCGCCUCGCCUCCGCCACUCCAAGUCCAUCGACGAGGGAAUGUUCAGUAGUGACGAGCGCCUGCGUCGCCUCAUGGCCCCACCUGCCUCACUACUCAGCAUCCCCAGAAGAGGGGGUAACGUGACGGUCUUCAACACCCCGGAGACCACUGUUGUGAGAGAGCCGCUCCACACGCGCACUGGCCACCACAGCCCGGUCAGUCUGCCCGCCAAGACCUAUACCUCCAGUAGUGGGCGCUACGUCCACCCAGUCACAGGGAAGCCUUUGGACCCCAACUCCCCUCUGGCCCUGGCUCUGGCUGCACGGGACCGGGCCAUGAGAGAGCAGUCCCAGCCACUCCCGCUGAAGACCGAACCACCUAAACCUGACCUGAACAAGCCUCUGUUCAUCGACACCAAGCUGAGGACCGGCAUGGGCGCAAAUUUCUCCUCGACCGCCACCAUGGGUCGACCGGGCAGGGCGGGGCUUCGUAGGCAGAUGACAGAGGCAAAGUACGAGACAGAGUCCAAAUACGACCACCCGUUGGCCAAAGACAAGGACAAUAGUCUAUCCCGUCCUCAGAGAGAAGAGGAGAAGAAGAACAUGUUGAUAGACAUUGGUGACACGUCUCAGCAGAAGUCACCUGGGUUGCUGAUGGUCCACACCACUGACGAGAACAACCUGUCUGAGGGGGAGAGGGACGCGGCGGUCAGUCCAGACAGCGCCCCCAGUGAGCUCAGGGACCCCAACCAACCUAACAUCCUCAAAAUGGCCUCCCCUAACCCCCAUAACCCUCACUCUAUGGGCCCUGGACCCAGAGGUAGUAAGACCAUGAUCACCGUCACCUCAGUGGACGAGCCGGUCAAACUACCCUUCGGUAUCCCCCCUCCACCCUGCGUUCCCUCUGUGGACAUCGACGAUGAGUUCUUUGCUGACCCAUUGCCACCGCCGCUCGAGUUCGCCAACAGCUUCGACAUCCCAGAGGACCAAAAGGGGGCGAUCGCUGAGCUCCUGAAACAGCAUCGAAACGCUGGCAGGGCACCAUCGUCUCUGGCCCCCUUCUAUCCCUAUCAUGGUAACACCCCAGGCCACCCUGACCAGACUAUGAUCAAACGGCCUGCGGUGCUCACCAACUGUACACCCCCCUGCUUCCCCCACGCCCUCUUGGAGAGCUACGAUCCUAUCAGUGACUCUGGCAUUGAUGUGGAGCCGGACAGCCGCAGUAUUGGAGACCCCCAGCUGGAGACUACAAGCACUAUGUCCACCGUAUCCAGUAUCUCCACGCUGUCGUCCGAGGGUGGCGAGGUGCUGGACAACACAUGUACAGUCUAUGCAGACAGACAGGCCUUUCUGGUGGACCGGACUUCAAAGUCAAGAACCAGGCAACCUGCCGCAAACAAGAGCAACGCACUUUACAAGGACCCUGCCUUGAUGGAUAGAGAGGAGAACAUAAGAACUUUUGCCGCACCUUCCUCCGUCCCACCGCCUCCCCCCGGGGCCAGCGUCUCCUCAGAACCCCCCAGAACACCCACUCAAAGAACCUCCAAGUUAUGGGGAGACCCUCCAGGCUCUAAUCCCCAGGACAUGCAGAACAAGGAAAGGACACCAAAGCCAGGAGAGGGGAUAGACUCUUCUUCCUCAGGAUGUAGGACUGUUUUUGGAUCAAGGGGUCCGGACAGUGGGUCCCUCUCCUCAGGUACACAGCGGAAUACCACAGUCUCUUUUGCUGCCCAGCUCCCUCCGAACGUGCCUGCCCCAUCUCCAAACCGACAGACCGAGAGCCCCUCCCACCACAGAGCCCCCAGCCCCAUCCUCUCUCCCCCAGACUCAGGCCUCGGCUGUGCCUCCUCUCUCCCUGCCACCUCUCCCACCCUUUCAGACGUGUUCGGCCUGCCCACCCCCCCUCUCAGCCUGGGCACGGGGAGCAGCCGCUCGCCCUCCCCCCUCACCCUCAUCCAGGCCGUCUCCAACAAGCCUUUUGCCACCAAGCCGGUUCUGAUGUGGAGCAAACACGACGUGGCCGACUGGCUGGAGAGCCUAAACCUGGCUGAGCACAGAGAGACCUUUAUGGACAACGACAUCGAGGGCAGCCACCUGCCUAGCCUGCAGAAGGACGACCUCAUAGACCUAGGGGUGACCAGGGUCGGACAUCGGAUGAACAUAGAGAGAGCUUUGAAACUUCUGAUGGACAGGUGAGAAGUGAGGAGGGUGAUGAGGUCUCUGAGUCUCCAACACUACAACUUCACAACAGGCUUCUAAGUUAAUUAUCAAUUAUGUCCAUAACAAUCAUUUUUAUUUAUGUUGACUUAUUUAAACUAUACUUACUGUAUAAUUGUUAUGAUGAUGCUUGUUUGGUUGAAAUGUAGGAAUAUCCUCAUGUAUCCUGAAGAAAUUGCAACUUGAAACAGCACUGCAGUUUCCUGAAUAAGCAAGAAGGUCCCCCAGAGUGGGAUAGAGUGGUCCCAGGUGAGGUAGAGCUGCUCUGUCAGUAGGAAGGAAGGAAGUAGAUACACGGGAUGUGGCUGUGAUAUGGAAUAUACUACACUAUCAAACACAACAGCAGCUUAAUCGCUAUGGGAUUUACGGACUUCUGAAACCAACCUAAUUUAAAUGCAGAACCAGAACCAGCUUCGUAAGGGUUUCCUUUUCUACUGUUUCUCAUUUAGAAAUUAUACGGUGAAUAUCUUUUUAGGAAAAAGGGGAAAACAUUUACAGUAUAAAUGUGCACUUCUGCCUGUGAAAUUAAGCUUUCUCUCUCUCCCUUUUCACUGGGUUGUAGGUUGAUUUGAGAGACCAUACAGUGUAUUCUCAGACACAGACAUUUAUACCCAGAAAGGAAAUCAAAGAUUAAAAUAAUUUCUAAAUUGGUACAGUAGCAAAGUUGUUGCCCUUCAACCUUAUUUCAAUAGCUGUUUUACUACUGGUCAUGUUUACUUGAGGGUUUUAAACACAGUAUUGAAAAUGUAAAUUAAAUUGUUCAUAAAUCAUUAUACUGUCUUCCACAAGAAGCUGAACUGUGUGCCAACAGCUCCCCUUACUGUAGUCUCCUGAACAUGACAUGGCAGAGUGCUUGGCACUGGCAGUCAGGGCUUUCCAAUCGUUAUCAUCAACCAUCAUCCUUUCUUUCACAGUCUUCUAUGUCCUCUGAGAGGAAUAAUACAUACAUUAUCACAUUAGGUUAUUACUGUAUACCCUGAACUGAUGCUUAAGACUUUAGGAUUGAAGACACUAUCAGGAAUGAAUGACCCAGAGUUACAGGGUUGGGGUCAAUUCCAUUUCAAUUAAAGGUAGGUUCAGCAAUAUGACGUAGAUGCACAACGUAAACAGCAUAGUGGGUCAAUUCCAUUUCAAUUAAAGGUAGGGUCAGCGAUAUGACGUAGAUGCACAACGUAAACAACAUAGUGGGUCAAUUUUAUGCGACAACUUAGAGAGUUUGAUUGUGACACUCAGCUUCUCUGCUGUUUUGGUCCUGUGGCUACUAUGUUGUAAGUGCAUGAAUCGAACCAGAGCACAUGCACAGACACUGUGAGAGCGGAGUCUUGCAUCUUGCUCAUCGCAAAAUCUGCGGUGCUGCUCACUCAACGUCAUUUUGCGGACUCUGGAAGUAAACUAAAUGUCUAAUUCUACAAUUUUUACAACGAGAAGCGUUGUGUAAAAUUGGAAAUUGAAUUAAAGUUUACUUCCUGAAUUGAAAAGGAAUUUACCCCAAACACUGCAGAGUAAGGAUGUUUUUGAAGACAGACAUCAGAAUGCACUUAUAUGGGAAAAAGUAGGUGAACAAACACUAAACCUGGUAUCAGAAGGAGCAGAUUUCAACUUGUUUGGCAAGCAAAGAGAGAUGCAGAUACCACUAGGAAUCAAUUUGGUAGGAAUGUUUACUUUUUGUGUAUGAUAAUUUAAGUAUUAGAGACGUAUUUAAUCUAUGAUGGUGUUUUGAUGUGUUUUGUUGAUGAGAAAGACAUUUGUAUGCAUCCACAAAGCUCAAAACCCACUGGCCAAAAACUGGUUGAAUCAAUGUUGUUUCCACGUCAUUUCAACCCCAAAAUUAAAUGUGAUGACGUUGAAUCAACGUAGAAAAGUGAUUUGAAUUGAAAAAAAGUAAUCAACGUAAAGGAAUUUUGUAUUUUUUACCUAAAUCCAAUGACAUUACAUUUUUGGUUGAUUUCACAUUGAAUUCAUGUUAGUUGACAACUCAACCAAAUGUAAAUCAAAACUUUACAUUUAGUUGAGUUGAGCAUCUUUUCCCUCCAUGUUUUCAAGACAGGAUCUCUUCAUACUAUCACGAGUAAGUCCAAAAAGGCAGAUAUUCACUCAUCAUAAUGUGGAUGAGUUCAAAAUGUAGUUUAUUACACUUUCCACUGAGUUUGUCUGAAACGGGCUGAAGUUGUAUUUUCCACUCAGUUUGCGUUGGGUUUAUAUUCCGGAUCUUAACAGUUUAAACUUCUUGAUAUUUGAAUUUCUCCAGUAAAAGAAUGUGGGUGCUAGCUAAAAUCCCAAUGACAGUAUUUAUGGAAGGUUAUUUGGGAUCUACAUGUGCGUGGGAUCUAUUGGUUUGAUAGGGGGAAAACUGACCUUGAUAUGUCCGAUGACUGAUAUGCAUGACAUCACAGCAUUACAGUUCUAGUCUGUAGAAAUAGUCCACAGAAACCGUAGAUAUAGAAUGAAUUAUAUUUCUAUGGUAAUGACUCCGACCAUCUUUCGACUUGAGGGCACACUUUGAGAUGAGAUCUUAUGUUAAGAACCACAGGAACAGGAAGGAACACAGUAUUUUUUAUGAUGUAGAGAUUUUUAUCAUGAGGGUAUAUUCCUAUCUGUGUUGUCGCCAUAUCAACCCUGAGGUGUGGUUAGGUUUUCCGAAAAGCAGCGAAAUAUGGUUAAGAAGCAAUAUAAUAUACAUUCUGUUUCAAGUAGAUGUUAUUUUUAUUUUCCAGGUGAAUAAUUAUACAUGUAACAGGAUUUCAAGUCUCUAUUUUUAAAAUUGAUAUAAAUAAUUGUGUUAUAAUCCAUAUUCCUAUAGAGCAUAUUUGAAAUCUUUUAGCAAUUGAUAGUCACAUGUUUUGACUAAGCCUCUGUAAUUAUUAAAUUAUGAAUUAUUAAAAGCUGAUAUAAAUUGAUAUUUGCAUAGUUUGUGCAUCAUGUAUGUAUACUAUGAAGAUACUCGGGCUGUACCUGUCUUCACUAUUUGCUAUAGGAAAUGUUACUUGACCAAGAGAAAAACACACCACUGAAUGGGACUGCUGAUGUAGAGUUGAUAGCUGCACAUUGCACUGAGGCCAUGCACAGACCUAUUAUAGUGAAGCUGACUAGACAUAUAUAGUGAAGCUGACUAGACAUAGUAGUGAAGCUGACUAGACAUAUAUAGUGAAGCUGACUAGACAUAUAUAUAGUGAAGCUGACUAGACAUAUAGUGAAACUGACUAGACAUAUAUAGUGAAGCUGACUAGACAUAUAUAUAGUGAAGCUGACUAGACAUAUAGUGAAGCUGACUAGACAUAUAUAGUGAAGCUGACUAGACAUAGUAGUGAAGCUAACUAGACCUAUUAUAGUGAAGCUGACUAGACAUAUAUAGUGAAGCUGACUAGACAUAUAUAGUGAAACUGACUAGACAUAUGUAGUGAAACUGACUAGACAUAUAGUGAAGCUGACUAGACCUAUUAUAGUGAAGCUGACUAGACAUAUAUAGUGAAACUGACUAGACAUAUAUAGUGAAGCUGACUAGACAUAUAUAGUGAAGCUGACUAGACAUAUAUAGUGAAACUGACUAGACAUAUAUAGUGAAGCUGACUAGACAUAUAUAGUGAAGCUGACUAGACAUAGUAGUGAAGCUAACUAGACCUAUUAUAGUGAAGCUGACUAGACAUAUAUAGUGAAACUGACUAGACAUAUAUAGUGAAGCUGACUAGACAUAUAUAGUGAAGCUGACUAGACAUAUAUAGUGAAACUGACUAGACAUAUAUAGUGAAGCUGACUAGACAUAUAUAGUGAAGCUGACUAGACAUACAUAGUGAAGCUGACUAGACACAUAUAGUGAAGCUGACUAGACAUAUAAAGUGAAGCUGACUAGACAUAUAAAGUGAAACUGACUAGACAUAGUGAAACUGACCAGACCUAUUAUAGUGAAGCUGACUAAACCUAUUAUAGUGAAGCUGACCAGACGUAGUAGUGAAGCUGACCAGACCUAUUAUAGUGAAGCUGACUAGACCUAUUAUAGUGAAGCUGACUAGACCUAUUAUAGUGAAGCUGACUAAACCUAUUAUAGUGAAGCUGACUAGACCUAUUACAGUGAAGCUGACUAGACCUAUUACAGUGAAGCUGACUAGACCUACAGUGGGGCAAAAAAGUAUUUAGUCAGCCACCAAUUGUGCAAGUUCUCCCACUUAAUAAGAUGAGGCCU